This is a messenger RNA of Cynocephalus volans (Philippine flying lemur), 7002 nucleotides long. RefSeq names its product family with sequence similarity 186 member A (gene FAM186A). The annotation marks the transcript as partial. Lineage: Eukaryota; Metazoa; Chordata; Mammalia; Dermoptera; Cynocephalidae. The record is from RefSeq and is a predicted model, not a curated record. The transcript is spliced from 13 exons.
AUCAAAAUGCAAAGAGAAAUAGACAAUGACUCUGAAUCAGAAAAAGAAGUCAAGGAUUCCACCAUCAUGAGAAGAUAUCCCGGAAUAGUCUCUGAUAUUCCAGUGGUCCCUAAACUUGAGAUCCCAUUCUCAGUAAAGGACAUCAUCUCUAAGAUUGAGCAAGCACAGCUCCAUCGAGCCAGAGAGGACAUUCAUAUGCAGCUGGCUGACAUAAUGAACAAUGUGCAUCGGAUAAUAACUCGCUUUACUGCUGUCGAUCUUAACGCACCCUCUGGAAGGAGUAUCUCAAGUACAGAAUAUAAGAAAAAAUGGAGAACUGAUUUUUUGGAGAAAAUGGCUACUUAUGCUAAAACUGCUGAAAUUAGAGAAAAGACUCUUGCCUACAUUUUAGCUUGGUUGGAAAAAUGGAAUGUCAUUUUGUCUGAGAUGACUGUAAUUGACGUUGAUGAACACCACCACUGGAUAGCGCAGAUGGAGAUGUUACCAGACACAUUCAAAGCUAUUGAGAACAAUGUCAAGAUACUGACUAGAAUUAGUACAUCUUUGCUCGAAGAAAAGAAAAAACAAAAGAAAGAAAUAUUAUCUAGAAGUACUCUAUGGAAAUCUUGGAAAGAAAGAGUUAUAAAGCGACCUGCAACAGCCCGUGCUUUAAGACCAGAUCAGAUGAUUAGUGAUCAAUUUGCAACAGAUAAAAAGGUUUCAGAAAUCCAAGAUAUGCUACAGGAACUCAUAGGUACUGCAAUGUUCACUAAAUUGGAAAACCAUGCUAUUAAAUAUAUAUCAUCAACAAUAAUAAACCUUUCUAAAGCUUUGAGUGUGCUAAAUGAUGAAUUAAAAGUUACUAACUUUCAAAGUGUCAAUAUGGAUGCAGAUGAUACACGUGAAACAGAAAAAGAGCUCUUCCUGAGGAUAAUACAAGAUCUCAGUGAAGAAAAUGAAAUGCUUCAGAGGAAACUUCAAGAUGCAGAAGAAAAAUGUGAAAAACUUAUUCAAUCAAAAGUUGUUACAGCAUAUUCCACAUCAUCAGACUUGAAAGUGUUACCUGGGCUUUCUUCACAGUCAUCUAUGCCCAUUACCAAAGAUGGUGACACAGAGGACAGUGUGGACAGUAUGUUAGCCAAAGAAUUUGAAAAUAUUGAAGAUGAAGUCCCCCAAAGAGGGAUCAAAGUCUCUGGGAUAAAGUGGGACUCAGCUAUUUCAUAUAGAACUCAAGUGGAAAUGGCUCCAGAUUUAACUGAACAGCAAUACCCACUACCUGAAAAAAAACGGAAAAGGCCUUCUGAAGAUACUACUGAAGAUAUCACUGAAGCUAACAUAUCACUGAAGAAAGGUGAUGUCUUCCACUAUCAAUCACAGAAAAGAAGGCACCCAUAUGUACAUGAGAGUUCUGGAUCAAAUCUGAGUGAUAAUAAAGGUGAAUGGAAAGUCUCAGAGGCCAAACUUAAUCAAUACCCUGAACUACAAGCCCUGGAAAAGAAGAGAAAAGAAAUAAAGUUGUCUUCUGAAGACCAAUUGAAGUUAUUCACUGAAUCAAAAAGCCAACAUUUCCCUUCUCCUGAAACAAAGAGCCAAGGUGGCAAAAGUGGAACAAGUAGUAUGUGGGAGCAACUCAGGAAGCUCAAAACUGAAUAUGCAUUGGUCAAAAGCCCAAUUCCAUCAGAAACUAAAGUGGAACCCAUCACUGAGUCAAUGGACAAGGAGAGAAAAAGUGAAACGAGUAGAAUGAUCCAAUUUGAUUCUACCUCUAAGCCUCAAAAAGUAAAAAUUAAAGGACAGAAAUACCAAAUCUCUUCAGGAACUACCACAAGCAAAGAAAGAAAAAUUAAAGAGAAGGAAAUAUUAUCCUUCACCAAACAAGUCAAGUCUCAUCAACUUGUUAAAUCACAGUCAAGGAUAGCUAAAGAGACUUCAGAAUCUACCAGAGGUCCUGAAAGUCCAGAUGGCAAAAGUGAACAGAGUAACUUAGAAGAAUUUCAGAAUGCCAUAAUGGCUUUCCUAAAGGAGAAAAUUGAUAACGUAGGAAAACCUUUUGAUAAAAAGACUGUGCUGAAGGAGGAGGAAUUGUUAAAAAGAGCAGAGGUUGAAAAAUUAAGAACCAUAAAGGCAAAAAUGGAGGAAUAUUUCCAAAAAGUGGCUGAAACUGUGACUAAAACAUUGAAGAAAUACAAAUAUAUAAAAAAGGAAGGACAAGUUGGAGAGAAACCUAUGAAAACAAAAAAGGUAGUCCCAUUUACGCCAGGAUUGCAUUUUCAGAAGUCACCCAUUAGUUCAAAGUCUGAAAUUAGCACCUUCCUCUCAUCUGAGAGCACAGAUCCAAUAAUUAAUAAUUUAACACAAAUGAUCUUGGCUGAAAUAGAAAAUGAAACAGAUGUUCCAACAGUCUCGAUACUAGAGAAAGACGAUGAGGAAAAGGAAAGAGAACAGCAAGAGGAAUAUUUGAAAGAGGGUGAAGAAAAAAUGUCUGGCAUGAGUAUCAAACACCAGUUGCAAAAAGAAAAAAAUCUCUUGAAGAAGACCUAUAAAAUGAGAAAUAAGCAUAUGGGGAAGAAAACAGUCUGGCUCCAGAUGAAGGAGGGAGAGCAAGAACAACAGGAGCAGAAACAGUGGCAGGAAGAAGAGGUGUGGAAGGAACAGCAAAAACAGAGGAUUCCAAACUGGAUCGAGCAGGAUAAGAUGCAAAAGCAAAUGGAGAAGGAGGAAGAAGAGCAUCAGAAGCCAAAGCAGCAGCUAGAGGCAUGGGAGCAAAACAUGAAAGAGCAAGGGGUGCUUUUGGAGAAGGAGAACAGAGAGAAGAUGAGGCAGGUUCAGGAGGAGGUGACACAUCUGGAGCAGAACCUGAGAUGGGAGAAAGAAGAGGAGAAGCCCAGGACAAGGAGAGAGGAAGAGGACCUCACAAAGCAGCAACAGGACAAAGCAAAGAAACAGACAGAGAUUGAAGAGAAAAACCUUGAAGAACUAGCAAAACCGGUCACCCAAACUACAAUGACAUUAACUCCCAGGUGGAAGACAAUAUCAAAAGACAUAGUCCAGUUAUACCAAGGGGAAAAAUUUCAUAGGAAUCUGAAGACAUUAGAGAUUCUUCAGGAUGGAAGGCAGUCCAUACCAAUUUCCCCUCCCACGUCCACACAACUGUCCCCAACUGGGGCCCUUCCUAUACCUAGACAGCCUUUCACAAAGUACCUCACUCACACUCCUGAGCAGGCCCAGGACAUGGGGAUCACUCUCAUCCCUCAGCAGAUUCAGGCACAAGGAGUCACUCUCACCCCUCAGCAGGCCCAGGAACUGGGAAUUACUCUCACCCCUGAGCAGCUACAGGCUCAGGGGAUCACCCUUACUCCUCAGCAGGUCCAAGACUUGGGGAUCACUCCCACUACUCAGCAGAUUCAGGCUCAGGGGAUCACUCUCCCCCCUCAGCAGAUUCAAGCUCAGGGGAUCAUUCUUUCUCCUCAGCAGGCCCAGGACCUGGGGAUCUCUCUUACCCCUCAGCAAAUUCAGGCUCAGAGGAUCAGUCUCACCCCUCAGCAAGCUCAGGACCUGGGUAUCACUCUCACCCCCCAGCAGAUUCAGGCUGAGGGGGUCACUCUCACCCCUCAGCAGGCUCAGGACCUGGGUGUCACUCUCACCCCUCAGCAUGCCCAGGACCUGGGUAUUACUCUCACCCCUCAGCAGGCCCAGGACCUGGGGAUCACUCUCACCCCUCAGCAGAUUCAGGCUCAGGGGUUCACUCUCACCCCUCAGCAGGCCCAGGACCUGGGGAUCACUCUCACCCCUCAGCAGAUUCAGGCUCAGGGGGUCACUCUCACUCCUCAGCAGGCCCAGGACCUGGGGAUCACUAUCACCCUCACCCCUCAGCAGGCCCAGGCUCUGGGGAUCACUCUCACUCCUAAGCAGAUUCAGGCUCAGGUGGUCACUCUCACCCCUCAGCAGGCUCAGGACCUGGGUGUCACUCUCACCCCUCAGCAGAUUCAGGCUCAGGGAGUCACUCUCAACCCUCAGCAGGCCCAGGACCUGGGGAUCACUCUCACCCCUCAGCAGGCCCAGGACCUGGGUAUCACUCUCACCCCUCAGCAGAUUAAGGCUCAGGGGGUUACUCUCACCCCUCAUCAGGCCCAGGACCUGGGUAUCACUCUCACCCCUCAGCAGAUUCAGGCUCAGGGGGUCACUCUCAACCCUCAGCAGGCCCAGGACCUGGGGAUCACUCUCACCCCUCAGCAGAUUCAGGCUCAGGGGGUCACUCUCACCCCUCAGCAGAUUCAGGCUCAGGGGGUCACUCUCACCCCUCAGCCGGCCCAGGACCUGGGUAUCACUCUCACACCCCAGCAGAUUCAGGCUCAGGGGGUCACUCUUACCCCUCAGCAGGCCCAGGACCUGGGGAUCACUCUCACCCCUCAGCGGAUUCAGGCUCAGGAGAUCACCCUCACCCCUCAGCAGGCCCAGGAACUGGGGAUCACUCUCACUCCUAAGCAGAUUCAGGCUCAGGAGAUCACCCUCACCCCUCAGCAGGCCCAGGACCUGGGGAUCACUUUCACCCCCCAGCAGAUUCAGGCUCAGGGGGUCACUCUUACCCCUCAGCAGGCCCAGGACCUGGGGAUCACUCUCACCCCUCAGCAGAUUCAGGCUCAGGGGGUCACUCUCACCCCUCAGCAGGCCCAGGACCUGGGGAUCACUCUCACUCCUAAGCAGAUUCAGGCUCAGGGGGUCACUCUCACCCCUCAGCAGAUUCAGGCUCAGGGGAUCACCCUCACCCCUCAGCAGGCCCAGGAACUGGGGAUCACUUUCACCCCCCAGCAGAUUCAGGCUCAGGGGGUCACUCUUACCCCUCAGCAGGCCCAGGACCUGGGGAUCACUCUCACCCCUCAGCAGAUUCAGGCUCAGGGGGUCACUCUCACCCCUCAGCAGGCUCAAGCAAUGGGAGUCUCUAUCACCCCAAAAAAUGCCUGGUUGUCCGCUGCCACUAUAACACCUGAGCAAACCCAGGCUUUGGGGUCCCCUAUCACCUUAGAACAGGCUCAAGCACUGGGAGUUCCUUUCUCUCAAGAACAGCUCUGGAAAUUAGGUGUCCCUGUCUCCCCAGAUAAAGCCCAUUCUUUGGGAUCUCCCCUCACUCUUGAGCACGUCCAACCUUCUCUUAGACAAUUUCAGAAAGUGAAGGCUUCUCUCCCCACUGGGCAAUCCAUUACAUCAAGAUUAUCUCCAUCUGCUCCUACUGCUAAGUCCUCUAUAUUUGGGGUCUCUUCUACUCCUUUGCAGAUAUCAAGGCCUUCUCUCACCCAAGCCCCCUUUGCCCCUGAAAUAUCCCUGGGAUUGGGGAUUCCUUCUGACUCUGGGAAGCUCCUGGUACCACAGACCCUUCCUUCUUCUAGACAGACUGUGGUCUAUAGAGGUCGAUCCACUCAUGAGCAGUUUCUAGCAACAGAGGUCCCUCCCACCCCUGGGCAGCUCCCAAUAUCUGGGGCUACUCCCACGCUAGUCCCUCUUGCCCCCAGGCAGCCUCUCAUAUCUGGAGUCCCAUCCAUCUCCGGACAGAUUCCCAGUCUCUGGGCUCCUCUCUCUCCUGGGCAGCCCUUGGUUCCUGGAGCCUCUUCCAUCCCUGGAGAGCUCCUAGAAUCUGGACUCUCAACCUUCUCUGAGCAGUCCCAGGCAUUCCAGCCUCCUGCCACCCCUGAGCAAUCUCCCUAUCUGCAGGCUCCUUCUAUCUUUAAGCAGCAUCUGGCACCGCGGACCCUUCCCAGGCAAGCUUCCUCAUUAUGGAUCCCUCCUAUCCCUAUGCAUUCCCCCAUACUAUGGGCCUCCCCAGUCUCUGGAAAGCCCCAGAAAGGUUUGUCCUCUUCCAUCACCAGCAAAAGAUUGGCAGUUAUUUCCCAGAAAUCUAAAUCAGCAUUGGCCCAUCCCAGAGCUCCAGAUUUUGAGGUAUCUCAAGCUCCUUUCACCACUAAGAAGUUUCAAAUGCCAGGGGUCUCUGACACUUCUGAAGAAACCAAGCUGCUACGAGAAACUUUUGCCAUGGAAGCAUUUAAAACACUUCAGCCCCAUCUCAUGGAUUACAGGACACCAACAUUACAAACCCCUUAUAUUGAUGAAGGGGCCCUUUCCACUCUCAUGAAGCCUAUAACAUCAUUACCUUCUCUUACUACUCAACUACCCCAAACAUCACAAAUCUCACCCUCUGAAUGGGACCAGAUAUCCCGAUUCCCCCCUAUAGGGAAGCCCUGGAUAUUGACUUCAGUUUCAGGUAUCAAGAAACCCAAGAUGAUGGUGCCCCCUAUCUCUCUCCAAGAUCUUGAAGAGAAGAGGUAUCUUGUUGAUGUUCAGGCUCAGAGGAAUAACCUGAUACUAUUAAAUUGGGCCACAAAAACUUUUGGACUCCCUUCACAGCUACAUACAACAGCUAGAAAUCUCAUAAUCGAGACACUUCACAUGGACACAAUUCGACUGGGGUACCUAUUCCACAAGUACAUUGCCUUUAGGUUGAUCCAGCAUGCCAGAAACAACAUAAUCAAACGAAUAAAAGCCAUUGAAAACACGGGUAAAGGUUAUGAGACCCAGAACCUCUACAUAAUGCUGAGCAGAAUUGACAACUACCAGAAAAAGGUGAUGCAGGUCUGGACUGAGAAGCAGAAGUCUUUAGAGCAGAAACGGAACCAGUGCCUGAGGAAAAUAACACACUUAUUUAGCCAGCUCCAAGAGAUGUAUAAAUUGAAUCUUAGUCAACCUAUCCCCUUGAUCAUCGACAAAAAACAUACACCUGCCUCUACCAAAUUUGUUCAAUGGCCACUCCUAGAGGACAGAAAAUCUGACAUAUUCAAGAAAUCUAGACAAGAAGACCAGACGGAGGCAAUCUGGAAUGCUGAUCUGUCCACUUCAAGUUAUCCAAUAGCAGAAAAGACAUCAAUACAUUCACAUUGGGCCAAGCUUGGUGGGUACCCAGACGUUCCUAGGCUGCUCCAGUUAGAUGUUCAGUCUACCUUCAGAAAAUCUCUUGCAUCCAUGCAAUCACGGUAA